Messenger RNA from Melanotaenia boesemani (Boeseman's rainbowfish), 1235 nucleotides. It is a transcript of the gene il17c, whose product is annotated as interleukin 17c. The record is from RefSeq and is a predicted model, not a curated record. Gene Ontology annotation, cellular component: extracellular region. Gene Ontology annotation, molecular function: cytokine activity. Bases 101 to 601 code for a protein of 166 amino acids. The transcript has 3 exons. NCBI's taxonomy places the organism in Eukaryota, Metazoa, Chordata, Actinopteri, Atheriniformes, Melanotaeniidae.
GUAUUUCCCCGCUGACAGACAUAGAAGGCAUGCACGCGCCGGGACACGCAGAUAAAAGUCGCGUCAGAGCUGUAAGAAGUCUAAGAGACUGAUACUGAGGAUGGACCUGAAACAGAUUCCCAUCCUGCUGCUGUGUCUCGUGUCCGUGUGGUCGUGCAUGCAUCACUCGGAUCAGUGCUGCGAUGAAGAGCAGCUGAUCCAGAGGGUCCAAAGGAAGCUGAAAAACCGGUUCCCGCAGCCGCUGGACCCUCCAGCCGCGGAUGCGUCCCCCGGACCGGCCAAGUGUCCGCUGGAGCUCUACCAGACGCUGCCGGCGCCCGCGGAGCUCAACGCGCGAUCCGUGUCCCCGUGGAGAUACGUAAACGUAAACCUGACGGAUCACUUCCCUUCCACCUACGUGGAGGCGCAGUGCCUUUGUACUGGCUGCAUCUUGUUCCAGGACAACAAGGUGGUGGAGAGCCACGACUACAACUCGGCCACCGUGACGCAGACGCGGAUCUUCCUGAAGCGCGUCCGAUGCCCCAGUGGGAAGGGCUACAAGCUGGAGCCGGUUUCUGUGGAGGUUCCUGUUGGAUGUACGUGUGUCAGGACCAACACCUAACUGGGAGGCCCCUGCAGACCUCAUGAUGCCUUCAUGGUGCCGCCAUGAUGACAUCAUGAUGACAUUAUGCUGCCUUCAUGGUGCACAUUCCAGAUGAUGCUGCAGCUGCACGUCUGACUCAGGCAAGUGUGAGGAAUCACAUCGGUCUGUUGCUGCCACUGUGAGAGACGGAUUCAUGGCUCAACUACUGGAUAACCUUUAUAAUCUUAUUUAUUGUCUAUUUAUUUAUAUAUAAUGUUUGUGUUGGUAGGUCUUGGUUGGCCUGUUAGAUCUUUAUCGUGAUUUGUUUACACCUCUGCAGCAAAUAUAAACUGUAUUUAUAUUGAUGAAUAAUCAUCGAAGAAACAAAUAGCUAUUGUAUAGUUUUAUUGAAGUAGAGUCCAAUUGUAAUUAUUUAUUUAUUUGCUUCUUUUCUUGUCCAGCUCGCAGGAUAAAGAGUGUGCUGUUAUUUUCAUACAUGUUUUCGUCCCAGUGGGACUUCAAGUUCAGCUUCUUUGAAGCAAAGUGUAAACGCCUUCACUUUUUAACACGUGUAAUUCUGAUUCAGGAAUAUUUUUAAUAAUUGAGUCCAGUGAAACGACAAGCAUCGGAUGGUAGCUAAAGCUGUCCAGAGGUUUGAAAUGUUGGUUAGAGA